AAGGUGGGGUCUCUCCUACAAACUAGCCUACUACUACUACUACGCUUCCGGCUUCCCCCAAAUUUCAAAACAAAACCCUCUCGGAAUCUUUCUCAAAUGGACCCACGGCGACCACCGCGCACCGUCAGCGACCCGAAGGUCCGCCAAGUCGGGUUCUUCGCCGCCCCGGAGCCCAUCGCCUCCUCCCCUCCCGUCUCCGACAUUUCCCCCUCCGGCAACUCCCUCUCUCCCGUCAUGAUCCCCCCGCCACGUCACUCCUCCGACGCCGCCCGUCCCGUUCUCUUCUCUCCCGUCCCCCCCUCCGACCUCUUCCCCGCCUCCUCCUCUUCCUACGCCGACGCCGACGCCGAGUUCGCUUUCUCCCCCGGCCGGCCGCUCCGGUCCAACUCGGUUCGCCCCGCUGCGGCCGUGACGACGUCGUCUUCGCUGCCCGGUAGAGGCUUCGAUUUGACGGCCGCCGUGACGGCCAGUAGCGUCCCCGCCACUGGCUUGAUGAAGAUUCCUUCUGGAUUUUCUGUGAAAAAUGCAGAGAAAGCUAGAAAUGCAUCAGUGGAAGUGGAGAAUGAGCAAGGUUCGAAUUCGAAGCCACUGAAGGAGAAGACCACCAAAGCCGAAAGGCGAGCGAUUCAGGAGGCUCAGCGAGCAGCAAAGGCUGCUGCAAAAGGUGAAGGAAAGGCAGCUUCUGUUGUAAGUGCUGCUGCUUCGGCUUCGGUGAAUGUGAAACCACAUAAGGCCACAAAAGCGCCGACUGUGGCGCCUUCUGAGAAGAAGGGUGGUGGUGGUGAACGUCCGGUGGAGAAAGAAAGGAAGAAAGAGGUCCCUCCUCCACGGAUGCAGUAUGAUGAUACGAGUCGUGUGGAGAAGGCGAAAAGGCGUUCGGUGGUUAAGCAAACUGAGGCGAGGAACAGGGUUGAGCUGUUUAGGCAUUUGCCUCAAUACGAGCAUGGAACUCAGCUUCCUGAUCUCGAAUCUAGGUUUUUCCAACUUGACCCUGUGCAUCCUGCAGUUUAUAAGGUUGGGUUACAGUAUUUAACCGGAGAUAUAUCUGGUGGUAAUGCUCGGUGCAUUGCCAUGCUUCAAGCUUUUCAGGAGGCCAUUAAAGACUAUUCGACACCACCUGAGAAAAACCUUAGUAGGGAUUUGACAGCAAAAAUGAGUAGUUAUGUAUCAUUUUUAAUUGAGUGCAGGCCCCUUUCAAUCAGCAUGGGCAAUGCAAUUAGGUUUCUAAAAAGUCGAAUUGCCAAGCUACCUUUGACUCUGUCGGAGUCAGAAGCAAAAGCAUCUCUUCAGUCAGAUAUUGAACAGUUCAUAACUGAGAAGAUCAUACUUGCAGAUAAGGUGAUAGUCGGGCAUGCAGUUACAAAAAUCAGGGAUGGUGAUGUUCUUCUAACGUAUGGAUCGUCCACUGCAGUUGAAAUGUUACUAUUACAUGCCCAUGAGCUUGGCAAACAAUUUCGCGUAGUGGUUGUAGACUCUCGACCAAAGCUUGAAGGGCAACGUUUACUUCGUAGGUUGGUAGGAAAGGGGAUUAGCUGUACUUACACUCAUAUAAAUGCUACUUCCUACAUCAUGCAUGAAGUUACUCGAGUUUUUCUAGGUGCUUCUUCAGUUCUGUCUAAUGGAGCAGUUUACUCGAGGGUUGGGACUGCUUCUGUUGCUAUGGUAGCUCAUGCUUUCCGUGUUCCAGUAUUAGUAUGUUGUGAGGCAUAUAAGUUUCAUGAAAGGGUACAGCUUGAUUCAAUUUGCUCGAAUGAGCUCGGUGAUCCAGAUGUGAUUUCAAAGGUUCCUGGUAUGGAGGAAAUCAAUUGUUUGAAUAAUCAAGCUAAUUGUGGAAAUCUUCAACUUCUAAAUCUGAUUUAUGACGCACUGCCUUCAGAUUAUGUUUCAAUGAUCAUCACAGAUUAUGGCAUGGUUCCACCUACAAGCGUACCUGUCAUUGUCCGGGAAUACCGAAGAGAGCAGUUAUGGAUGUAAUCCGUUCAGGUGCUUCGAUUGAAUAUGAUCAUAAUUCAUGAAGUCCUCCAGAAUUUGUAGGCAUGCCGAAAGUAGCGAGUCAGUGUCAGCGGCCUUUAACAAACAUUCAGAAUAGAGUGACAAGCUUUUUAUUACCUUUUGUUCUCUCUGAAUUGUGACAAACAUCAGAUGUCAAAAGUUUUCAUUACAAAGUUUUGCAUGCUUAACUUGAGGCAUGUAUAAUUUGAUUACCAAUUUACCAUGUACCGAAACUUGGUAAUUCUGAAGUGCUAUCUUGAGCUGCGUAUUACUUGA
Messenger RNA from Rosa rugosa (rugosa rose), 2268 nucleotides. RefSeq lists its product as uncharacterized. The record is from RefSeq and is a predicted model, not a curated record. NCBI's taxonomy places the organism in Eukaryota, Viridiplantae, Streptophyta, Magnoliopsida, Rosales, Rosaceae. The transcript is spliced from 7 exons. Bases 97 to 1974 code for a protein of 625 amino acids.